UUCAUUUUAGAGGUGUACAACUACAAAUAGUAUCCCUCAAAAAUCAUUUAAAGAAAAACAAACGAAUCUUAAUCACUAUUUUCACAUUAGAGUUGACCCAAUCCGCGCGCCAUAUAUAGUCGUUUCGUUUCCACUCUCCUUCCCGCCCAAACCAAACCACUGUCACUGAAAAUCUUCCACCGGAACGAACGAACAAACCAGCAUGAACACCACCGAUCCAGAAUACUGGAAGAAACUGAUGGUCAAUUACCUCUACCGCGACGAUUCCGUCAAUCAACUCCGCUCCAUCGCUUCUUCUCCCGAUUCACAUCUCCAUUUCCCUCUCUACAUCUAUUUCGCAGAGUUAAUGGAUUAUGAUCCUCGCAUCGCUCAUCUAAUCUUCUCACAAUCCAACACCUAUCUUCAACUAUUCGACGAUGCUGCACUUAUGGCUCAUAGAAUUGUGUUAGAAGAAAUGGCUGCUGAUGAAAAGAACAAUGUGGUUGAGAAAAAAUUCAUUCAUGUUCGGAUUAAUGUCGGUGGUUCUCCACUUGAAUGUCCUGAGACUUUUCCGAGCAUAGGGCGUGUACGGGUGCAGCACCGAGGGAUUCUACUCACUGUUAAAGGGAUAGUAAUCAGGUCUGGAGCAAUCAAGAUGCAUGAAGGGGAGAGGAAGUACAUGUGCCACAAAUGCAAAAACAGCUUCACAGUUCAUCCUGAGGUGGAAGCUCGAAACGCUAUAUCAUUACCUUCAAUGUGCCCAUUUCAGAAGCCGAAGCCCUGUGGUGGUUCAAAAUUCCAGUAUGUAGAGAAUACUAUUGUGUGUCAUGAUUAUCAGGAGAUAAAAGUCCAAGAAAGUACACAAGUUCUAGGUGUUGGAGCGAUUCCUCGUUCAAUUCUCGUCAUCUUGAAGGAUGACCUUGUUGAUGUUGUUAAAGCUGGAGAUGAUGUGAUUGUCACCGGUCUCUUAACAGCAAAAUGGUCUCCAGAGUUGAAGGAUGUGCGUUGUGACCUUGAUCCCGUAUUAAUAGCCAACAAUGUAAGGAGAAUCAAUGAAUUGAAGUCAGAAAUUGAUAUUUCUGAUGUCAUGGUUAUGAAAUUCGAGCAGUUCUGGAAUCAAUUCAAAGAUGAACCUUUAAAAGGAAGGAAUGCUAUUCUACGAGGAAUCUGCCCACAGAUAUUUGGUCUUUUUACUGUCAAGCUAGCAGUUGCACUAACACUGAUCGGAGGUGUGCAACACGUCGAUGCUUCCGGAACACGGGUAAGGGGGGAGUCCCACUUACUCUUGGUCGGUGAUCCUGGCACUGGAAAAUCACAGUUUCUUAAAUUUGCUGCAAAGUUGAGCAACCGAUCUGUUAUUACAACUGGGUUGGGAAGCACAAGUGCAGGAUUGACUGUUACUGCCGUGAAAGAUGGAGGUGAGUGGAUGUUGGAAGCCGGGGCCCUUGUCUUGGCAGAUGGAGGAUUGUGUUGCAUAGAUGAAUUUGAUAGUAUGAGGGAGCAUGACAGAGCAACAAUACAUGAAGCCAUGGAGCAGCAGACAAUAAGUGUUGCCAAGGCUGGUCUUGUAACAACCCUCAGCACCAAAACAACAGUAUUUGGCGCCACAAAUCCUAAGGGACAUUAUGAUCCUGACCAACCUCUGUCCGUCAAUACAACCCUCUCUGGUCCUUUGUUAAGCAGGUUUGAUAUAGUCCUGGUGCUUUUGGAUACAAAGAAUCCUGAAUGGGAUAAAGUAGUUUCAUCUCAUAUUCUUUCUGAGGCAGAACCAGAUAAAACACCCAAUGAUGAAGAUCUAGCAAAUAUCUGGCCUCUUUCUACUCUUAAGAGGUAUGUACACUAUUUAAAAGAAAACUUCAGACCAGUCCUUACGAGAGAGGCCGAAUCAGUUAUAUCCAGCUAUUAUCAACUUCAAAGGAGAUCUGCAACUGAUAAUGCGGCUAGAACAACUGUCCGCAUGCUUGAAAGUUUGAUUCGCCUAGCUCAAGCUCAUGCAAGGCUGAUGUUCAGAAACGAGGUGACUCGGCUAGAUGCCAUCACAGCUAUUUUAUGCAUAGAAUCUUCCAUGACCACCUCAGCUAUUGUGGAUUGCAUUGGGAACGCUCUGCAUUCCAAUUUCAAGGACAAUCCUGAUCAGGAAUAUGCAAAGCAAGAAAGGUUGAUCCUAGAAAAACUGGGAUGCAAAGACGACUUUUCUGAUAUGAAUAUCAUUGAAGACUGAAGUCAAAGAAAGGAAAACAAAAUUGAAGAUCGGGUCAAUGAAAUCGUUGACGUGAUUUUUUAUCUGUAGAUACCUUUUUUGUUAUAUCUUUCUAUUUCUUGUGUAAUUUAAGGUGAUUGAGGUCAAGUACUCCCAGAGAUGUAUAUUGAUAGAAUGAUUGUCUAUUUAACCAAAAGUGAUUCUGUGUUCACGAAUCAUCAGCUUGUGGUAAAUUAUCUAUUUCCUUCCUUCUCAAUUUGUCGUCAUAUUCAUGCGUUUUUUGUUUAGUUUCUAAUGACAAUAUUAUUAUUGGUUUAUUGUUUGGUGCAUGUUUGGAAUCAUGCCGUGUUUGUAAAAAUUACAGUAUCUCACCGAUAUUUUACAAAAGUAACUAGGAACCCAAAGACAGUUAAAUGGUUUUUUUGGGUACAUCGGGUAAAAACAAAAGAGAAAAAACGAGAAAAAAAUAAGAGUCGGGGGUUUCAUGAGGAGUUUUUCAAGAGGAAGUCAUUCAUUCUAUUAAGGGGAUGAUCAUCAUUUGUUGCUUUAAGCUAGGCUAGAAAAGUAGCGCUUGCAUUCCCUUCCCUAAAA
Messenger RNA from Vicia villosa (hairy vetch), 2770 nucleotides. Its product is annotated as probable DNA helicase MCM9. Lineage: Eukaryota; Viridiplantae; Streptophyta; Magnoliopsida; Fabales; Fabaceae. Gene Ontology annotation, molecular function: ATP binding; single-stranded DNA binding; single-stranded DNA helicase activity. Gene Ontology annotation, cellular component: nucleus; MCM complex. The record is from RefSeq and is a predicted model, not a curated record. The transcript has 20 exons. The coding region runs from base 203 to 2200 and encodes 665 amino acids. Gene Ontology annotation, biological process: double-strand break repair via homologous recombination.